Panthera uncia (snow leopard) is the source of this 4835-nucleotide messenger RNA. RefSeq names its product interleukin 1 family member 10 (gene IL38). The transcript is spliced from 3 exons. Gene Ontology annotation, molecular function: interleukin-1 receptor binding; cytokine activity. NCBI's taxonomy places the organism in Eukaryota, Metazoa, Chordata, Mammalia, Carnivora, Felidae. Gene Ontology annotation, biological process: inflammatory response to antigenic stimulus; cellular response to lipopolysaccharide; positive regulation of gene expression. The coding region runs from base 1647 to 2198 and encodes 183 amino acids. The record is from RefSeq and is a predicted model, not a curated record.
UCCAUCCUUUCCAACUGGAGGUCUGGAGAUGACGUGGGAAGAGGGCAGGAAGGCCCAGGGGAGGGAUGCGGCUCCUUCUCACCUGAGAACUCUCAAGUGCCCCCUAAUUAAGUUUAAUCAUAAGCAUGCUAACAAUAGCCCUCUUCCCUGAGCAUCCAAGAUGCCUUGCCUCCAUCCUGAGUAACCUACAAGGGGAACGCGCCUAAGUCCGGUCAGAUUUGGAAACCAAAGCUCAAAGAGGCUAGAUCAAUGACCUCAUGUAUCACAGAGCCGGGACCCACACUCUCUGUGCCACUCCAACCUCCUCUCUCCAGAAGCUCAGGGACAAUUUUGAAUCUCAGAGACAGCAUCUUCACAUGUCGGUCUCUGUGGCCUUUGCUCCCAGCAUGCACUGCCAACUCUCACUGUUACCUCAUUUGACAGCUGAGACUUUACUUAUAGCUUACACUUUAUUGCCUGUGAUUUCUCAUUGGAAACUACCUCCAGUCCUUUGAGGAACGAGCCAAAAGCAGAACUGACUUCUGGGUUGCAUUGCUGCAGCUCCUGCAUGGGUCUGCCCUGUCCUGGACGUGAGGGGGCCUGUCAGGACCUCUAGGAAGUUGCCAUGUGGCUGGGAAGGCAAAACACCUGUGUGUAAAGCACCCAAAUGACAAAACAGAUAUCAGCACUUUGGGGUAUCUAACUUGGGUUCUGGUCUCCAAAUAGAAUGUGGCUUGCAGAUGAGUUACAGACAAGUCCUGGUCAUCCAGGUUGGAGACAGAAUGCUGGUUGGCAAGCCUAGGCUCUUUUGAGAUCUUUAUUUUUAUUGGACAAGUGAACCUACUUUAAACACAUACAGUCAUUAGCUAAGGGUAUUAUAAUUAGCUGUUAUUGAGAGAGAAAAAUCUCCUGGAGGCGAUGGCAUUGGCCCAGAGGAGGUAGGGAGGGCUCCCCGGGUCCUGAGAGUGGCUGACAGACAUUUUGAAACCAGCCAAGCGACCAGGCUAAUAACCUGUGUGACUUUGAUGUUGCACACACUCAUUGUGGUUUCCUCCCUGCUCCCCAGCACGUAUUUACCCUCCCAGGCCCAUCAGUGGAAACUCUGCCAACCCAAAAUGCCUGUAAUCACACCCUGUUCGAGCUCUUUGCUGACCUCCUAAGUCUGGCACCUAGAAUGUGGGCCCACCCCAGGGCAUACCUCGCGUGGAACGGGGAGGGGGGGGGCAUGUUGGCUCACCUUCUGUCACGUUGGAUUUUUUUUCCCGAUUCCUGGAUUUUGUUCUAUAAGAAAGCCCUUAAGAUAUUGGAAAAGCAAGCCACACUUUAUUAUAUACUCAAUGGAUCCCUUCACUGAACAGAAUAAACAUUUAUGUAAAAUUGGGGCAGGCUCAGAUAAUCUGGGAUAAGGCUUACUACAUCCCAGAGAUAUCUGAGCCUCAUUAGGAGAUUUCUCAGGACGGGCAUGCAAAAGGGCCGGCAUAAUCGGGAAAACUCUGUCUACCCCUCAGUGAGAAGGUACUGGCUUUCCUCAGUGCCCCCAGGGCCCCGAGAGAGCCCAAGCCUGGUAAAGGGAGCCUCUGAGAAUCGUGAGCCCCAGAAGACCUUCCCUGGCCUUAAGGCUGACCUGGUUUCACCUGUUCUUGGGUGGAGUUGUACACCCACUUCUCAUGUGUGGAAGAGAGAAAACCCCUAAAUGCUCAGUGUGGUACUUUCAGAGUGUGGAGGGGCAAGGACUUUGGGGUUUGGUGGUGCCUGAAGGGAGCAGGCCAUCAGCACUGCCAUCCUGUUCCAGAAUUAAGGAUGCAGAUCAGAAGGCUCUAUACUUAAGAGGUGACCAGCUCCUGGUAGGAGAUCCCAGUGCGGACGACUGCUGUGCAGAGAAGAUCUGCAUACUUCCCAACAGAGGCCUGGACCGCACCAAAGUCCCCAUCUUCCUGGGACUCCAGGGAGGCAGUCGCUGCCUGGCCUGUGUGGAGACAGAAGAGGGGCCUUCCCUGCAGCUGGAGGAUGUGAACAUCGAGGACCUGUACAAGGGUGGUGAACAGGCCACACGCUUCACCUUCUUCCAGAGAAGCCUGGGCUCAGCCUUCAGGCUUGAGGCUGCUGCCUGGCCUGGCUGGUUCCUCUGUGGCCCAGCUGAGCCCCAGCAACCAGUACGACUUGCCAAGGAAAGUGAGCCAUUGGCCUGCACUGAGUUCUACUUUGAACAGAGUCGGUAGCGAGGCAGGAGGCCGAGUUCCAGGCUGGUGCCCCCAAACCAAGCUCAUCCUGCUGAAGGCAGCAUCCUGCUGAUAGGCAGAAUAAUGCCCCCCUAAAGAUGUCCACGUCCUAAUCCCCAGACUCUGUGAAUAUGUUACCUCCAAGGCAAAAGUGACUUUGCAAAUGUGAUUAAGGUAAGGAUCUUGAGAUGGGAAGACUCCCACAAGGGUCCUCGUAAGAAUGAGGCAGGAGGGUGAGAGUCAGAGGCUGGAAGAUGCUAUGCUAUUAAUCGAAUUUCAAAUGUAGCAGACAGGGCUAUCGGCCAGCGAAUGCAAGUGGUUCCAGAAGCUAGAAAAGGCAAGGGAAGGAUUCUCUCCUAGAGCUUCCAGGAGCAAUACAGCUCGGCUGACAGUUGAAUUUUAGUCCAGUGAAACCCAUUUUAGACCUCUGACCUCCAGAACUGUAGAAUAAUAAAUUUGUGUUGUUUGAAGCCACUAAGUUUGUGGUAAUUUGUUACGGCAGCAAUAGAAAAAUGGUACAGAGUCUUAAUAGGUGCCAGUAUUCAGUGUUUAACGCAAGGGGUGUGGGUAACUCGGUGGGUUCUUGCGAGGUUGCCCACAGCUUCUCCUACAGUCCAUCUGCCCCAGAGCUCCUAGAAACAGCCAGAAGCUCCAGGAAGAACCCAGCUCUCCCCUGCUGUCCAUGGACAGACAAUGCCUUGGGCUGCUCACAGUUGUAGUUUUAGUUCAAGUCUUACGAUUUUCCUUUCAGAUACUUCACAGUGAAUCAGUCAUUCGGUUGAUCAGUGGCUCUGGUUGUCUGCCAGUUUUGACCUGUGAGGAGCAAGGAGGGGCAGUGAGGGAGAGAUGGCGAGCUGGUACUGGAUGUGUUGUUUAGGCUACGGUGGAGCGGAUGGGCUGGGGUGGCUUGGUCCAAACGGCAAUACAGGGCUGGGACUCGGCUGAGUGUUUGCAGUUGGGACUGACCCUCUUCCUUGGAGCCUGAAUCCCUCUCCAUUUCUCAAUCUGUGGUCUGGCACAGGCUAGAGUGGGGAGCCCAUGACGUCAGCGCUCAGAGCGGUGGGCUGCUGGCUCUCUUCCUCCUUUGCGUAACCACUCAGCCCCCGUGGCACCAGGGGCCGGGGCAUUUAAUGACAGGCUGUCUUCACCCUCAGACCCACCCUGCAAGGCAAGCGUUUUCACCCAUUUGACAGAUGAGGACACUGAACUAGAAGGGAUGAAAUCCCUCGCUGAAGGUCAUGCGGGCCGUACGUGAUGGAACUCAAGGUCGUCCUGGCCCAUCUGACCCCGGUGUCGGUCCACGCAUUUUUAUUCCACUCUUUCUUUGGGAGUUCGGACAGGAUGGCAAACAAGCACAAGCUUCCUUGGAACUGAUAACCGAGUGGGGAAAACACUAACCAGGCACAUAAUCAAAGAAGAAAACAAACAAACAAGAGCAGUUUACAUCACAGAGGGUGAGCGCGGUAGGUAUUGAAUGACGAAAACAUUGGAGAAGGUGGUCAGGGGAAGCACCUCUGUCUUUUUGAGGAGGUGCCAUCUGAGCGAGACUGAAGGACAGGAGCAAGGGGGGAGCGGUGUGAUGAGGCAGAGGUAUAGCAAGUGUGCGGGCUCUGAGACAGAAGGGGCUUGGUGUGUCCAAACGGCAGUGGGAGGCGGGGGCGUUGGAACCUGGAGAAUAAGGGAGGGUUGGAACGGGAGCAAGACCAGCAGGGCGUGGGUCAUGGGGGCUUUAAAGGCAAAGUGAGGGCUUCAGUUUAUCUUCAAGUGCAAAGGGAAGCUGUGGGAAGGGUUUUAGCAGAGGAGGGACAUGCUGGCCUUAGAUUCUUCUCCUGGCUCUCCAUGGCCCGCAUAUGCCCUGAUUCCUUCACCCUCUGACCAUCAUGUCAUACCUAUGUGUUUAUGUGUUGAGACUGCUCUGUGCUCUUUGAGGGCCUGUUCUGUUCAACUUUGGGUCACCAGUGCCCAGAGUAGCUACUGAAACACCAAAGGUGCCGAAGAAGGGCAAAGUCUUGAAUGGAUUAGCGGAUGAUCACUUGGGUCUUAUGGAUCAUUCGGGAUACAGUGUAAGGAGAGCCAAGGUAGCAAGAGAGAUGGUCCCCAUUGUAGCACAGAGGCGGAGCUGGCAGAGGGGGCUGGACAAGGCUUCAAAAAGGAAAGCGCACUUCGUCAGGGCCUCAGAGAAAGAGUCGUUUUCCAGGAGGAGAGUGUGGGCGUGGGCAUUGCUAGGCAGAGAGAACAACUCAGGAAGGCGUGAUGAAGAGGAGUUGCUAACACUUCUGGGCCUGGGGAGCCAUGGCCGUGCUGGACCCCAGGGCUUCUGGCUGAGGAGUUGCUGAAAAUGAAGAGGUGAGGCCUGACUAUGAAUGCUGGUGAAAGAGGUGAGGAGGUGACACUUUAUCCAGGAGGCCUGGAGGCAUCAUCCAAGUAUUGCAAGUAGAACCUGGAUUUUAAGCCUGGGCCCCUGAGGUCAGCACUGGCCCAACCCAGGUGCUAUGAGGGUUUCAGCCCCUCCAGCUUCCUCUCUGCUCCCCCUCUUGCCCCAGCUGCCUUCUGUCUGGCACCACCCUGGGAUCAGCUUUGGUGCUUUGGUUCCAAGGUUUGGCCAGUCCCUGUCACCUCCCCAUGCCCGCUCAUCUC